AAGACGUACAAAACUCAUAAGGCAUUAAAAGCCUACGCUUGAUUCAACGAAUUCUUUCAACCUAGAAGAGAAAACUAUGACGUUAAUGGAUAAGGUGAAAUUUACUUACAAGAAGAGGAAAGAAGUAAAACCUCCUAAAGUGAAAAGUAAAAAUAAAACUGGUUCAUGCUGUGAUAUUAGUCAACCGACAACAUUUCGUCAUAUCCAGCAUGUUGCAUACAAUGAAGAUUCAAAGACAUUUAGCAUAUCAUUUCAAGAAAGUGAAAUACUCAGACAAAUAAUGUCUGCUUUGAAAUGUGAAAUAGAAUUAAGCGAAAGUGCUCAACAAAAACUUCUAUAUGAUUUUGCUCAAAAAUUUGGUGGAUUAAAAAUGAUGCAAAUUAUCAUAAAUCGAGCAUUAAAACAAAAUCCUGAGCAUAUUUCAAAAUCCCCGCUUGGAUCAUCAUCGUCAUCAUCACUAUCUAGGCAUGAAAGUGAUGCCAAACAACUCGAUGAAGUAUCCAGUGUUGCUGCUGAAUAUGUUCGUCAGCAGAUAGAGGAAAAAUCUCCUGCAGUGAACAGCAGUGACAAAGCAGUUAAGCCUAAGACUUCAGAUGAUGAAGUUCAAGAUGAUGCACUGAAAAGUGAUAACUCGCCUGAACCAAAUGAUGAUUGUGAUAAGAACGAGAAUGAAAAAGCCGACAAAGAAGAAAUCCAACAGCAUAAUAAUAAUAUUUGUAAUACAGAUGAGAAAGAAGUACCAUUGGCCGAGAUAUUCAAUCAACAAACAGCAUCAAAAGAGUUAUUCAAUUCAUCGCCAGGUGAAAUUAUUCCAUUUGGAACACAUAUGAAUGAAGGAGUUGAGAACAAUAUCCCAGUGGAUAUUGAUCAACUUGAUUCAUCCUGUGAAACAAUGAUUGAUUUACUCAUGGAAGCUGUGUUUUUGAAAGCAUUGAAGGUAAUCAAAGUUAGACAAAGUCAAAGAAAAUCAUGUGCGUUUACUGGUGAAUAAACAUAAAGUUGAGUUGAAAACAUGAUGUCUCUGCGUGGAUUAUGUUUCGCACAAAUAAUGCACUUCAUCAGAUUGCUUACUGAAUAUUUCCCCAAUGUAAUACACAUUUCAGUGACAAUGAAUUUUUUUAUUUGAUUGCAUUAUUAGUUUUUAUAUUACUUAGAUGUAUUCCACUGGUGUGAUUCCAUUGAAAUUUGUCAGUGUUGAUUGCUGAAAGUCAAAUUCUGAAAAGCUUAAAGACUCAGAUUAUUCCUUUUUACUACCUUUUGGAAAGAUUU
Molecule: messenger RNA, 1269 nt
Organism: Trichobilharzia szidati
Lineage: Eukaryota; Metazoa; Platyhelminthes; Trematoda; Strigeidida; Schistosomatidae
Source: the annotation of a GenBank genome assembly